UCAACUAUCUCGUGAGUUCAUAUUAUUACUUCACAAGCACAAAAUGAGAGAAAACAAGAUGCAUCUUAAAAGAAGCAAUGGGACUCUAAGAGGUUUCAAAAGCUUUCCUUAACCUGCCGUUGCCAAGACAUGCCACUCCCCGGGUAGACACAGUGAGAUGAACCCACAACAGCUUCAUACAGAAGAAGACCUGAAUCUAUAGACAGAAUGGAGUAAAGUCUGUAUCCACCACUGGAUAAAAGAGCGGCUCUACACAGUCAGAGACUUGUAAAAACAAGUCAAGGAGCCAAAAGGAGGCCACUACUCUGAGGCUCUGCCGUAGGCACGAUGGACACUACACAGAAGAAGAGAGACAGCUCUCCAAGCAAUGUCUCUAUGAAGAGUGACCAUUCAAAAAGCCAUCCUCCAAAUUUCAGCCAGGACCCUGAUUCAGAAGAAGACUGGAGACCUCCAUGUCCUGAGAAAGACAAAAUGGAUACCAUGCAUCAAGAGAGAGACAAGUCUUUGGGUUGCUCAUCUCUGAAGAGUUGUAGGUCAAAGAGCCCUCCUCUGGCUUUUAAACCUGGCACUAUUGAAGACAGGCAAGAUGUGAAUGUGAGUCCCCAGGGGGCACAUUUGCCUGUUGGAGGAGCACAAACGGUACAGAGAGGAAAUUACCUUGAUGAAUUCCCACCAACAAUUGACGACUGGACCAAAGAACAAGUGAAAGAUUGGCUCAUCCUUAGUCUUAGAAUACCACAGCACAUUGCACAAAAACUCUGCGACCAAGAACUGUCAGGAGCUUGCUUGGUCUCCUUUGAAAAACAAGACCUGUUAGAAUUAGGUGUGCCUCCAGCGCCAGCAAUCCAAAUCAUACGACAAGUUGAGAAGUUAAAGAGCCAUACAGGGACAUUUGGAGGAAGUGUGAGGAUACCAAAAAGUCAUUGUGAACCCGAAUCAGGUGAACACAGGGCAAGCACAGAUACACAGGAUGUGUCAGGAAACCUUGAUGAAUCUAUGGAAACUGAAACUGUAUCAUCAGACUCUGGAAUUCAAAGUUUAAGCUCUACAGUGUCCAUAAUACAGACAUUGAGACAUAAAAUAAAGUCUGUAACAGAUGACAGGACAACAGAUGAUAAGAGAUUAAAUAGAGAAAAUACAGAGGACGCAACAUCUCAGCCUCUGAGGAAACCAAUAUCUCUGACCCGGCCCUUUGACAAAAGUGACCCAUCUUUCAUCUACAAACAAAAUGACAUUCUUCCUCCCAUAGCUGGUCCAAGCAAUCUUCUUGACCCUGUCCAUGAGUAUCAGCUCCUGCCUAACACAAAUGAGGCCAGCGAAAGAGAGAUCCUUUAUGAAUUCACAAAGGAAGUAUUUUGUUUUGCUGCAAGCUGUAUGAAUUCACGCACCAAUGGUACUAUUCAUUUUGGAGUUAAAAUCCAAUCAGGCCAGGCACAUGGCCAAGUGAUUGGACACAAGGUCACUUCUUUCAGUAAAUAUCAAGAGGCAUUUGAAUCUUGUCUGAAUGAGCACUUUCAAGAAGACAGAAAUGUUGCCAGAGCAUGUAUCAGGCCACCCAAAUUCUUCCAAGUUCACAAUCAGUACGGAACAACUUCAGACAAAUGGGUGAUUGAGGUUGAUGUAGUUCCAACAUAUUCAGAGACGAAAGAGAAGGUUUUCUAUACUGUCUUAAAUAUUGCAUCAAUUGAAAAGGAGCAACAGUGCAAAACUGAGUGUCUGUUUGUCCGGGAGGGCCUGAGGGCAGUUAAUAUUUUAUCAGAUCCUAAUCCCCGGAUAGUUCAGGAGAAGAUAAAAAGUAUUACUGAUAAAGUCAAAUGUUGGGCAGCAGCACGCAACUCAGUAGAAGAGAAGAAUGACAGGCACCUCACCCAAGGCCACCAGGGCCACCAGGGCCAAAGACUCAAACAAAUCAUAACUCGUGGUAGAGAUUUGUUGGAGAAUUCCACUGAAGUCAUUGUUGUUACUAACAAAUGCCAUUCAAGCCAACUGGAACACUUGGGUUUUCUGAAAGAGAUGAAGUUGUUUGCAGUACUUGAGUUUGACCCAGAGUCUGAUGUUGAUGGAACAUGCAGUUUUUACCGAAGGGAUCGCAUAGCUAAUCUGCACUACCCUCAGAUGUACGUAACCCAGGACAGUAUACCAACUGUUAUUGGAAAGCUGAACCUAUUUAAGCAAACAAGUUGGGUCUUCUGCAAUGGACGGGUGAAUGAAGAAAGUGAAAUAGACAAACCAUUAACAACUAGUGAAUGGCUGAAGAAACGCUCUGGCGAUGUCACCAACAUGGUUUCAUUUCUCUGUAAUCCAGAUCUGCUUUCUAAGGACAGACUACUUGUUGUCUUCAUUCUUCACUCAGCCAUCACUGACAUCUCAAGCCCUCUUAUGGAGACAUUUUGUGCAAUUUACCGCACACUGGAAGGGGAUGACAACAUGUUGUGCAUAUGCAAAGACACUAAUGUGUUCAGGGAUUGGAAGCAAAUGGUAGAAACUCGUUGUAAAGUGGAUAUCACUGGUAAAUGCAUCUAUGAACUGAGUCUGAAUGAAAUCAAUAGUACCAUCCAAAAGCUGAAAGAGCCUCAAACACGGUCUUCUAGGAGAUACUUGCCAUCCUCUGCCUCAAGCUCAGUCCUCCUCACAAAGAGAGAUGAGGAACUGAUGACUGUUCUAGACAUUUUAAGUGAAAAUGAAUGUGAGAACACAGAAAUCGAAACAAAUGAGUCUUUUCAAGAGUUUAAGAAGAAAACCGAGGAGGACUUUUACAGAGGGGGACAAGUUACAUGGUGGAACUUUUACCUUUCUGAGAGGCCAGGUUGCCACCCAUUCAUCAAACGAGACAAAUACCAGGAACUAUAUGACCUGAUCACUCCAGUGCAGGGCUACACAUCUCCAUGUGUCAUGAUUAAUCUUUUUCAUCACCCAGGCUGUGGAGGAACAACUCUAGCAAUGCAUGUUCUUUGGAGCUUAAGGAGAAAAUUCAGAUGUGCUGUUGUAAAAAAUAACAUAGCACAAAACAGUGAGAUUGCAGUACAAGUCAAAAACCUGCUGACCUAUGGCAAACAGGAGGAGUCAGGCUAUACACCUGUUUUGCUGUUGGUGGACAACUGGGAUGAUGUAGAGGAAUUAAAACAGUGUAUCCUCAGUGUGGGCAGUGAAAGAAAGCAAAACAGCAAUGUAAUGGUAAUCAUACUGAACUGUGAGAGGUCCCAGUUCCCUGAUGAGAGCUCCAGGAAUAGUCGGACUGCAAAUGUGUUCAUUACCAACAAGCUGUCUACUCAAGAGCAAAGUUUGUUUUCUGAGAAACUGAGACAACUCAAGGCUUACCAUGACCAACCUGAAACGUUCUAUGCCUUCAUGAUCAUGACCAAAAAUUUCAGUGAGGAUUACAUCAAGAAUCUGGUGAGCAACAUUGUUAAAGAUCUUGACACCACUACCCAAAAAGGAAAGCUCUUCUCCUUCUUAGCUGUGCUUAACACCUAUGUCAAUGGCUCAUACAUUUCGCUCUCUCUGUGUGAAGAGUUAGUGGGCAUACGGAAUGCCUUUUGGAAGAGAGAAACACUUGAGGAAAAAAUGAAUCCAUAUUCAACACUGCUGAUAAAUUUCAUUGUUGAAGAGCAUGGCACCUAUCAAGCAGUUCGGUUCUUACAUCAACUGAUUGCCAGUAACUGUCUGGAGGUCCUUGCUCAGAAACACAAACUCUCUCUAGCUGAGAUUACAAUAAACCUCUUGCACUGUGACUGUCUCUACAAAUCAUUCAUGGGAAAGGACAUCCUCAUCCAAAACAUUCAAAGCAUGCUGAUCACUCGUCACCGAAAAGAACAGGGGGGUGACAAAGACACAUUAUUCUCACCUCUGAUUGAGGCUAUAGAUGAAGAAGAGGGACCUGACAAAAUCAAAGAAGUCUUAGAAAAAGCAAUAGUCAGAUUUGACAGAAGCGCAACAUUGCCACAAGCAUUGGCAAGACACUUCUAUCUGAAAGAGAAAGACUUUAAAUCUGCCAUCCAGUGGGCUAGAGAUGCACAAAGAAAAAAUCCUGUAAAUUCCUACAUUGCAGACACAGUUGGACAGGUGUACAAGAGCCAACUCAAACAGGAAAUUGUGGAACAUUCUGAUGGUAUCACUCCUGAAGCCCUUAAUACAUGUCUGCAAUUAGCAUCCUGUGCCAUAAAUGCAUUCAAGGACUCACAGGAAUUGGCUAAGAAGGAUGAACCAGUAGAUCAGUUUGAUCUACACAACAAAAAGAGAAAAAAAUCCUACAAUACAUCAGGCUAUGUAGGAGAGACAGAAGUCAUGAUGACCCUUCUUGAGGUUAUUAAAGAUAUUCCUCUUUUCAAUGGCCGUGACAGAUAUAAGAGGGACACAAUGCUGCAGUUCCUCAACGGUCACUUCCCAGCGAAGAAUUUUCAUGAAAUUAACAACACAACCAUGGACCAGUUUGUUGCUGUCCUGGCAGACCAUGAGAGAUUUCUGGUCUCCUUGAAGCCAAGCCUCAAGGCUAUGUUCAGUUUCUUUGAGAACUACUUCACGUACCUAAAGCCUAGGUCACUGGAGAGGGAGACAACAGAUGAAAGAAACAAGCGCAAAGUGUCAGAACACUUUAAAAAAUAUGUGGAUAUAUUCUGUAUUUCAGGAGAGGAGAAGGCAUCUGAAAAAGACAACAACCCCAAACUGAGUCUACUUCAGCAGAUAGCAGAUAAGAAGAAUUAUCUGGAAUCAAAAAGAGCUGACACAUUUGCUGGGCUGCUGCAGUGCUUGUAUGAGAAAACUGGUAAGGAAAUGGAGUACAUUCUAAAUAAGUGGCUGUUUGUAUUUGAUAACUCACCAAAUAGAUACAUUUCAGACACAGUCAACUUAAUCCUGGCAAACAUUGUUCUUCACGACAUCAAGCCCAACUCUAAAACUCUAAAGAAAUAUACCGAGUUGGUCUCUCUUCUUAAUGAGGCACUGCAAAAUGAGGGGAUUCAUUCAAAAUGUACAGAACUGUACUACCUUUCCAUGCUGCUCAUUUGGCCCACCAAGGACCACCGACUUGAGGACGUAGAAGCAUACAAAAAUAUCAGCACCUACGUCACAUCAGCCAGGAAAUCAUUUCAUCGCCGUUUCUCUCACAUGUUUCCAGCAAGAAGUGCCAUUGCUCACUUCUUCCUUGGGAAAUCCACUGGACUGGAACGAAUAGUUUCAAAGGCAAAGCUUGAUCACAUUGUGAGCUCUGCCUCACAGCAGAGAUCACAAUGUGACAUGCAUCAACUCUGGCUGACUGGCGCAGUAUGGAAAGAGCCAGAGGUCCAAAAGAUGCUUCUCCGAGUCAAAGGCAAAUCUGAAAACAGUGACAUUUAUGUUAGUUAUGCUGGCAACCUUAAAAUGCUUGUGCGUCCUGCUUACCUGGGUGGUAUUCGCGGAGGUUACAGCCAGGAGAAAGUAUCCUUCUACCUUGGAUUCAGCAUGGAAGGCCCUGUAGCCUAUGAUAUAAGAUAUGAAAAUGCUUAAUGAUCCAAACUGCAACUUACAAAUAUGGCACACAAGAGAAUACUGGAAACAAUAAAUUAUGAAAUUAUGUCUCGCAGAAAGGCUUGGCCCCUCUUUUUUUGAGGGAAAUUGGUAGUAACAAAAAAGAGGUAUCCUGUUUUAGAAACACCAUACCGUAGCUGAAACAGGAAAAAAUGGGUCACAAAAAACUGAAAGGUAAUCUAAAAUGGUAAGAGGAACUCCUGAAACUGACACACUCUAAACAAAAAUUGUACCUCUGUGCUGUACUUCAGAGCUGGUAUUUAUGGCAGGAGUCCCCUUAAGAAACCCAUCCAAGUGCAAAAAGAUGCUUAACGUGGUGUAACGAGCACGAAACCUGGAGCCAUGAGAAAGGAGAAAACAGGAGAGACAGGAAAGAAACAGGAAAGAAAAAGAGAAAAGGGCAGACUUCAACCCACACAGCACAACUCGUAACCAUGGUGUUGGAUCUGAUAUAAUGACAGGCAUCUCCUGGGAGUCCUUCAGUCUGAUGAUUGCUUUCCACCUUAUAUGGUGGUCAAAUAUUAUUAGUAUAUUUUACUGGACCCAAGUGCACCCAAACACUGUUCCCUCAUGAUAUUAAUCAUAUUCAUGUGAUGAAGUGUCAAUCACACUUGUGAGGUAUUUUCAGCUACUUCUAUUGUACCAUGCACCAUCUGUGGUGGUGAAAAUACACUCAUCCAUUAUGAACACUGGGCAUGGAACCAAACUGAGAUGGUUCUUUUUUUUUUUUUUUUUUUAACUUGAGUGGCAGGAGGGGCUGCAGAGAAUCCACUUUAUUUACAGGGAAAGUGACUCCAAAGGCUUGUGUGUGGCUAGAUUUCACACUUCAUACAAACUUUACACUCAUAAAAUAUCAUCCAAGGUGUUCAUUACCAAUAAAUGUAUGUUAAAUCAGUUUGACUGUUAAUAUUAUGUUCAGGUUGGGCUAAAUGUUUCUGUUUAAAAAGUUACGAUACCAGUAAAUGUGUAUAUAAUUAAUGAAUUACACCAUAAACACAUCAAUUUUAUUAAUUUUUCUUAAUACAUUAGAGUUGUUUUGUUGUGUUUUCCAUUAUUCCACUUAUUAAUACAUCUAUUUUUGAGGGGAGGAAAAAAAUGCAAGACGUGAAAUACACUUCAGUGUUGGGGGAAACCUCACCUACACAGUUAGACCUGCUAUAAUAGCUUUGCUGGUCUAUUACCAAAAAUGAGUGAGGUAUUAAUAUUGUUGAAUCCUAAUCUAUCUGAAUGAUGAUUCUUUUUCAUUAUGUAAGUUUGUUGCAUAUUUGUGAGGUUAUGUAUUGUUUCACGCUGAUGUACUGUUUGAUUAAUCUGCUCAUGGAAAGUCUUAAUACAAUGAUUAAAGUCUUUAAAUACUGCUAAAAGAAGGAUGUCUUUUUUAUCAAAUAUGAAAAGGUUCUUUCAUAGUGGCAUAUCAUAAAAAAAAAGUUUCUUCAGGACAGAAUUGCUCAUGCAUCAUGAAAAUAAAACAUAAUGGGACAUUUCAUGCAGCAGUGACAGUAAAUUUGACUGCAGUAUAAUAGGUGUCGGGCUAGUCUCAGGGUGUGAUGCAAGUGUACUGUUGCUGUGUUUUCUCAUUUAGAAAUGUGCAUUUCUGGGUAAAAUCAAAUGUUUUUGCAUCAUGUGUCAGCAUAUCAUCAGUUUCUUUGCCAAAAAAUGAGAAUUACCCAUCAUAUCUAAAACAUAAAUGAGAUGCCCAUUGUUACGCAGUGAAUUUCAUCCAUCAAAUUCUUUUUGACGCAUGCAAUGCAUUUUUGUCCCAUGG
Messenger RNA from Myripristis murdjan (pinecone soldierfish), 7267 nucleotides. Its product is annotated as sterile alpha motif domain-containing protein 9-like. The record is from RefSeq and is a predicted model, not a curated record. Lineage: Eukaryota; Metazoa; Chordata; Actinopteri; Holocentriformes; Holocentridae. Gene Ontology annotation, cellular component: cytoplasm. Bases 328 to 5481 code for a protein of 1717 amino acids. Gene Ontology annotation, molecular function: protein binding. The transcript has 6 exons.